AUGGAAGACAAGGGACUUCGCAUCGGUGCUAUCUUCAUCAUCCUCGCUGUCUCCAUAGCUGGGACGUUAGUGCCAUUUAUCUCGCAGAAAAUUCUCCAAAACAGCACGAAUCCGGUCGGAAUGGAGGCAAUUCGAGCGUUUUCCUUUGGCGUGGUGCUCUCAACAGGAUUGAUCCACAUGAUCAACGAAGGAAUUGAGAAACUCAGUGACGAAGCGCUCGGGCCAAUAGCGGAAGACUAUGGAUAUCUGGGCUUGGCUAUUGUACUUGCCACAUUGGUACUGUUACAUUUGAUCGAGUGUGAAAGCGUCGUGUUUUUUGGAGAGAAAGGAUCCGCUCUACAUGGCCACACUCAUAGUCACAGUCAUGGCCACAAUAACGAACAUAGUCGAGAUCAUGACGACGAAAACGCCUUGGAUCUGGCUAGUCCUCGAAGUGUGAAUUUUCACUCUUUGCAGCCCUGUGAUAGUCCGAACCCAGCGAAAGCACAAGACCCGAACAUCCGUAACACAAUCGCCACUAUUAUCUUCGAAGCAGGAGUUAUCUUUCACUCCGUAAUCGUCGGGAUUGAUCUUGGUGUUACCUCUGGAACCGAAUUCAAGACGCUGCUUACUGCUCUUUGCUUUCAUCAAUUCUUCGAGGGUAUUGCGAUCAGUAGUGCGGCUCUUGGAUCCAUGACGAAUCGCAAGAAAGUAUUUCUUAUAAACGCUGCGUUCGCUAUCACCACACCGAUUGGACAAGUCAUAGGUAUUGGUAUUCGUAACUCGUACUCGAGUGAGUCGACGACGGCGUUGUGGGUACAAGGAGUAUUCGACUGUGUGGCAGGCGGCAUUUUACUGUACACAGGACUUGUAGAGCUCCUGACGUACAACAUGACCACCAACGAGAAGAUUUUGUCAAGAAGUCCUUCUCAGCGUUUCACGCUCUAUGGUUGUCUAUGGAUGGGAGCUGCUUUGAUGGCUCUUAUCGGUAGAUGGGCCUAA
Molecule: messenger RNA, 981 nt
Organism: Phytophthora infestans T30-4
Lineage: Eukaryota; Oomycota; Peronosporomycetes; Peronosporales; Peronosporaceae
Product: Zinc (Zn2)-Iron (Fe2) Permease (ZIP) Family
Exons: 1
Coding region: 1-981 (326 amino acids)
Biological process (GO): zinc ion transmembrane transport
Cellular component (GO): plasma membrane
Molecular function (GO): zinc ion transmembrane transporter activity
Source: RefSeq, a predicted model, not a curated record